Molecule: messenger RNA, 1211 nt
Organism: Dermatophagoides pteronyssinus (European house dust mite)
Lineage: Eukaryota; Metazoa; Arthropoda; Arachnida; Sarcoptiformes; Pyroglyphidae
Gene: Galt
Product: Galactose-1-phosphate uridylyltransferase
Biological process (GO): beta-D-galactose catabolic process via UDP-galactose, Leloir pathway
Cellular component (GO): cytoplasm
Molecular function (GO): UDP-glucose:hexose-1-phosphate uridylyltransferase activity; zinc ion binding
Source: RefSeq, a predicted model, not a curated record
AACAUUCGAAUUGAUAUCAAAUGUGACUUUAGUAAAUGACAGAUGGCGAUAAAUGAAAAUUUAUGCUGUUUUUUUUAUUCGUUUCUAACGGGUACAGCAGUUAUGGCAAAAUUUGGAUCAAUUGAUUAUCCUCAUAAUCGUUAUAAUCCAUUAUUGGAUGAAUGGAUUCUAGUUUGUCCACAUCGAAGCAAAAGACCAUGGAUGGGUAAAAUUGAAAAAAAAGAAGAUCAUCAAAAUCAAUCGAAUGAAACGGCGGCAGGAGAAAAGCUUAAUGCUUUAUCACCUGGUGGUAUACGUGCAAAUGGAAUUCAAAAUCCAUUAUACAAUAGUACAUAUGUGUUUGAUAAUGAUUUUCCUGCAUUGAUCGAUACGGAAUGUCCGGAUAAUCUGAACAUUGAUAAUAAUAAUGAUGAUAGUCAAUUGUUUCGCGUUCAACCAGCACGUGGCCGUUGUCGUGUUAUGUGUUUUCAUCCAUCAUCACGUUUAUCAUUACCAUUAAUGUCGAUCGAUGAAAUAUUGGCUGUCAUUAAUGCUUGGAUCGGAGAAUUGUUGAAAUUGGGACCAAUCUAUCGAUGGGUACAAAUAUUUGAAAAUAAAGGUGCAAUAAUGGGUUGUUCAAAUCCACAUCCACAUUGUCAAAUUUGGGCUAGUCAUUUUUUGCCAAAUAUACCACGGAAAAAAGAUCAACAACAACGUAAUUAUUUUGAAAAAUAUGGACGUGCAAUGCUUUGGGAUUAUGUUCAAAAAGAAUUAUCAAAUGAAGAACGUAUUGUAAUUAGGAAUGAACAUUGGCUAGCAUUGGUUCCUUUUUGGGCAACAUGGCCUUUUGAAACUAUGUUAUUACCUUAUCAUCGAUCCAUACAAAGAUUGAAUGAUAUUAAUGAAAUGGAAAAAAAAUCUUUAGCUUCUAUAAUGAAAGGUUUACUAACCAUUUAUGAUAAUCUUUUUGAAAUAUCAUUUCCAUAUUCAAUGGGAUGGCAUGGUGCACCAACCGGUCCCGAAUAUUUUGAUUCAAAACAAUCACAUUGGAUAUUGCAUGCUGUUUAUUAUCCACCAUUAUUACGAUCGGCAACAAUUAAAAAAUUUAUGGUCGGUUAUGAACUGUGUGCACAAUCACAAAGAGAUAUAACACCGGAAAAAGCUGCCGAAAUUCUUCGUCAACAAAAUCCAAAUAAACAUUAUAAAACAUGAUUCUAAAUAAAUGAAGAAAG